AUGAAGUUAUACAAAAACAUUGCAGAAGACAACCCAGCCGCAACACUGACGUCAGGAGCUACGGACAAUACCUCUAAGUUAAACAUCAACAGUAAGCUACGGAUAAUACCUAAGUUAAACAUCAGCAGUAAGCUACGGACACUACCUAAGUUAAACAUCAGCAGUAAGCUACGGACAAUACCUAAGUUAAACAUCAGCAGUAAGCUACGGACAAUACCUAAGUUAAACAUCAGCAGUAAGCUACGGACACUACCUAAGUUAAACAUCAGCAGUAAGCUACGGACAAUACCUAAGUUAAACAUCAGCAGUAAGCUACGGACACUACCUAAGUUAAACAUCAGCAGUAAGCUACGGACAAUACCUAAGUUAAACAUCAGCAGUAAGCUACGGACAAUACCUAAGUUAAACAUCAGCAGUAAGCUACGGACACUACCUAAGUUAAACAUCAGCAGUAAGCUACGGACAAUACCUAAGUUAAACAUCAGCAGUAAGCUACGGACAAUACCUAAGUUAAACAUCAGCAGUAAGCUAAUGAAGCAGAAGAAUAAGACGGCUCCCAUGAUUCAUUCAGUGGCCAUAUUCAUGGUCUUCACCAUCAACACCAUCGCUGCUCAACAAGAAGGUAGCAUCGUCACAACCCAAAAUGGAUCAAGCGCCAGCUUCCAUAUUCUAGAUGACGAUUCACAUGAUUCCACGAUUUACUUCUGGACUCACCAUAACAACACGGCUGUCAAACUUGACAUCAUAACCAACUAUAACGUAACAAAGCAUUUCAACAUCACUCAGCCUGAUGUCUGGCACAUCGGAUACCUCACUCAACCAGUGACUAAAGAUAACAGGACAGCCGGGAUAAUAAUCUCGCAUGCCAAAAUCUUCGUUAAUUUUGAUUAUCAGAGAAUCAAGUCGAUCAGUGUCUCCAGCAACAACCCCGUCUACUGGGCCUUCUGUACGAACCGACGAAUCUGUGUCCUGGUAAGACCUGAUAUAAGCAGCAGCGGUGGUACACAGUACGUGGUGGUGCCUCUGAUAGUCGUCUGUGUGUUGCUGCUGGUCGUGGUGGUCGUCCUCAGCCUGCGUCUCUUCUGCAAGCAUAGUGGUAGUAGCUACUUCCAUAUCUAUGAGAAACCUAUUUAUCCUCCUGUGCCUCCUCCCGUCUUUCAACGGGUCGUUAUACAACCACAGAACGACAGCGGCGACACUCGAGGUAGCAGAGUAAGAGAGACGGAUUCUAGCCACGACAACCUGGCUUAUCACUACUAUGACGAAUGGAGCAGCGACACGCACGACCACCGUCGCUUCCAUUUACAAGACAACACUCACAUCCUUUACCAGAACGACCGUCGUCACCCGCUCCAGGACGACUCUAGCCCCCAGCCGCUUCGAAACUACCCAUCCCUUCAGCAAAACGACUUCAGCCUCCGCCAGAAUUACCGUUCUCUUCAAAACGACUUCCAUCACACCAAAUACCCCCGAUUCCCUCAGCAACACGACCCUAACCACACUAACAACAACCCCACAACAACGACCCCACAAAAGAACGACCAAGAUGACCACGAGAGUAUCAACAGUAUCUACGGCUUCUCUAUGUAAUGCAUACCACGACCGUGUGAUAAUAGUUGACAGUCUUCCGUAGUGACUGGUAAAUAGUCUUCCAUGGAGAUAGUCGUAGAUAGUCUACCACUGAGACAGUAGUAGACACUCCUCUGCGGAUAUCCUCGAGUUAGCCUGUAAAAUCUCCAGUGCGCUAAACCCUUAGGGAAUGAGAGGCAAUCAGCUAUCAUAUAUAGAAAAGAGACAGGUAGCUCCAACUGGAUCAAAAGCCUUCAUCAUCACACCAUCAACAUCCAUCCCCACGAAGGGUCGUAGGGCGGUGAUAAUGAUUCAUUAUCUUUCUUAAUAGUGACUUUAAUGUAUUCAUUAUAUUUACGGUGUUCUGAAAUGUAUAUAUUGAUUA
This is a messenger RNA of Cherax quadricarinatus, 1954 nucleotides long. RefSeq lists its product as uncharacterized. Lineage: Eukaryota; Metazoa; Arthropoda; Malacostraca; Decapoda; Parastacidae. The record is from RefSeq and is a predicted model, not a curated record.